Messenger RNA from Notolabrus celidotus (New Zealand spotty), 1784 nucleotides. RefSeq names its product IMP U3 small nucleolar ribonucleoprotein 3 (gene imp3). Gene Ontology annotation, biological process: rRNA processing. The coding region runs from base 147 to 698 and encodes 183 amino acids. Gene Ontology annotation, cellular component: Mpp10 complex; small ribosomal subunit; small-subunit processome. Lineage: Eukaryota; Metazoa; Chordata; Actinopteri; Labriformes; Labridae. The record is from RefSeq and is a predicted model, not a curated record. Gene Ontology annotation, molecular function: structural constituent of ribosome; snoRNA binding; rRNA binding. The transcript is spliced from 7 exons.
CGCUGUAGGCCUUGUUCAUCUGAGAUUCGACCUAAAUGGUCGCAGAAGAAGAAGAAAGACACGUGCUUCCUGUUUCCACCACCUUCUCUCUGUAGUGGAAAUAGUCUGUCUAAAGAUUAAUUUGUAUUACAGCGAAACGUGUUAAAAUGGUCCGUAAAUUAAAGUACCAUGAACAGAAGCUGCUGAAGAAGGUUGACUUCAUCAACUGGGAGGUGGACAACAACCUGCACGAGGUCAAAGUGUUGCGGAAGUAUCAUAUCGAGAAGAGGGAGGACUACACGAAGUACAAUAAGCUGAGUCGAAACAUCAGAGAACUGACCCAGAAAAUCAGAGACCUGGAUGAGAAAGAUGGCUUCAGAGCUCAGAGUUCACAUCAAUUGCUUGAAAAACUGUACAGCAUCGGUCUCACCCCCACCAAACAGAACCUGUCCCUCACAGAGAAAGUCACAGCUUCUUCAUUCUGCAGAAGGAGGCUGCCCAGCAUCAUGCUCAACCUGCGUAUGGCUCAGAACCUGAAGACAGCCAUCACAUUCAUCGAACAAGGACAUGUGCGUGUUGGCCCAGAAGUGAUUACAGACCCAGCAUUUCUAGUCACAAGAAAUAUGGAGGAUUUUGUCACAUGGGUGGACUCUUCAAAGAUCAAGCAGCACGUCAUGAAUUAUAAUGAAGAGAGGGACGACUUUGAUCUGGUGAUGUGAGCCUGUCGCGUGAACAUCCAUUCAUCACCCCAGGCGGACAGGAGAUAGUGACAUGAAGUCUGCUCUCAUACCUGUGACGUGAGAACUUAAGAACCAGAGGAGAAGUGAUUGAAUCUCCUCCAAAGUUGUAAUUGAAGGGAGGGAAUAACCAAAGGUUUGAGCUGAGCGAGGAGAGAAGAAAGAACAUCUCACCUUUUCCUCCUAAGACUUCUUGUUUCUCACAAAACCCUCCUAAUAAGAAUCUCAUCUAUCAGCUGAACAUCCAUGUAUUCACAAUAUCUGAUCCAGGAGGUCAGAUGAUUGCUGGACUUCCAUAACUUGCUCCAGCAGAGGUUAUGUUCACAGCCUUGGGUGUGAAUUGACUGUAGGUCUCUUUCACUCUCUUUUCCUGACUCAACUUCCUCAUGAGGAACGUUGAUUCUCUGGGGAGGGAAAAGUAUCCGAAUGUCACUGUAUCAAUCUGUGCAGUAAGACAAACUGUAUCAUCGAGUCUUCCUCUUCUUGUUUUUCAGUUUGCUGCAUUCAUUUACAAAUGAACGCAGGAGUUUUCUGAAACAUCCCUUUUUUGCUUUAAUUAAUAGAAGCGGUUUCUUGUCUUAGAUUUUGCUGAGCCAGCUUUUGCAAAGUAAGUAAUACAGGUUUCUGCAUAGGUGUACAGUUUCAGUCACCUUGUUAACCUAAAAUCCUGCCUUGUAGUAAAAGCUCUGCUCAACCGCCAGUGACAGAAAAUCAGAGUCUCCGUUUGUCCUCAUUCCUCCAGCCGGGUCCUUUCAUCACGUACCACCAUCACACUGACAGGAAAGAGCAGCUCAGUGAGCCGUGCUGUGGGAAACUGUUCCUUCUUCUGCAGCUCCACCUUGUUUGCUCUUCAUCGUGUGUUCUUUGUGUGAGCAUCAGGUGCUAAUGUGUUUGUAAAUACUGGUUUUACAUGUAUGUUUACCAUAUAAAGAACAGACCCUGUCUGCUCAUGACAGAAAAGUCAUAAAUCCAGAUGUACAACAGAAACUGAUUUCAUAAAUAUUUACUCUUUUCACCCAAACUUCUUUAUAAUGUAAACGUAGAACAAUAAACGUUCAUUUUUCACAA